Molecule: messenger RNA, 2316 nt
Organism: Helianthus annuus (common sunflower)
Lineage: Eukaryota; Viridiplantae; Streptophyta; Magnoliopsida; Asterales; Asteraceae
Product: protein FAR1-RELATED SEQUENCE 5-like
Exons: 6
Coding region: 1-2316 (771 amino acids)
Biological process (GO): regulation of DNA-templated transcription
Source: RefSeq, a predicted model, not a curated record
AUGGUUUCUGCUUCUGGGUUUUCUGCGACGGAGAUGGGACAGCGACGGAGGUGGAUGGUUUCUGCUUCUGGGUUUUCUGCGACGGAGAUGGGACGGCGACGGAGGUGGAUGGUUUCUGCUUCUGGGUUUUCUGCGACAGAGAUGGGACGGCGACGAAGGUGGAUGGUCGGCGACGGAGGUGGAUGGCGGCGGAAGACGGUGGUGGGCGGUGGUUGGUCAGCGACGGAGAUGGGAAGACGACGGAGAUGGUUACUGCUUCUGGGUUUUCUAGUUACCCUGCAUUUUGAUAUUCCUACAUACCAGCCCGUUGGUAAUGUUCAGGUGUCCCCAAAUUCUGGAAGGAGGACAUUUAUUCAAGAUGUUGAUGAUUUGAUUAAACCUCAGAUGUAUAUGCUGUUUGAUUCGCUGGAAAAUGCCUUUCUUUUUUACCAAAGAUAUGCUAAGGCGGGAGGUUUCACAGUAAGGAAGGGUACUCAAUACGAGCCUCGAAAGGGUGUAAUACAUAAUAUAUGGUCCGUAUGCUCAAAAGAGGGUACUAAACCCUUAAAGGCGAUUGACUCGACUCAGGAAGCUGGUAGUUCUAAUGUUAACUCGAAGUCUAAGAUUACUCGCAGGGUUCCUUCUAUAAGGACCGGAUGUGAAGCGUGCAUUCGGGUUAAGUUAAACCUGGAUAAUCUUUACUUUGUUUAUCACUUCGAGGAGUCGCAUAAUCACUCAUUUGUUGCUGAAGAUGACAGGUACUUGCUUCCUGAAAACAGAUCUAUGAAUUACGUACACGAAGAAGCCGUGAAUGCUUUGAGUGCCAUAAACGUUGGUCCAGUUAGAGCGUUUAACAUUAUGAGGACUCUUUAUGGAGGUUUUGAUAAGGUAGGUGCCACUAAAGUUGACAUCAAAAACUUCAAGAGAGACUUAAAUAGGUAUAUAGCUGAGUACGAUGCUGACAUGGUUAUCAAGCGCCUAAGAAGGAAGAAAGAAUUUAUGCCAAAUUUCUCUAUGGAAUACCUUACAACUGCCGGUGGCGUUUUACGUGCGUUGUUCUGGGCCGAUGGUGAUUCAAAGAGAAAUUUUAAUAUUUUUGGGGGUGUUGUGUCCUUCGAUGCUACUUAUCGUCGUAACAAGUACAAUAUGAUGUUUGCACCUUUUAUCGGCGUUGACAAUCACUAUCGUAAUGUUACCUUGGGUGCUGCUAUAAUAGGGGAUGAAACUGCCGAAACAUAUAGCUGGUUGCUUAACGCAUUUCGGCAGGCGUUUGGGCGCGCACCACCUGUGAUUGUUGGCGCCAACCUAUGCAAUAGCACCGAUUUUAAGAAGAGGUUGUGUGAUAUUGUUUGGACUGAUGCAUUACUACCAGAACAGUUUGAAACCGAAUGGGGUGUUAUAUUGGCUGAUUUUGAUUUGGUGAAUCAUGAAUGGUUACAGUCAAUUUAUCAGAUUAGGGAUACAUGGAUCCCUGCGUACUAUCGUGAUCAACACAUGUCUGGGCUGAUGCGUACCUCAUCACGUUCGGAGAGUGAGAACCAUUUCUUUGGGCAGUUUUGCAACCCGAACUGUACGCUUGUUGAAUUCUUGGGGCAUUUUGAUUCUGCAAUUGAAGCCCAAAGACACGAGCACAGGAAGAAUGAUCACGAUACUAGGCACACGAACCCCCAAAUAUUUGCAAAAGAGUUUGUCUUAGAACAACAUGCGGUAAACAUAUACACACGGACAAUUUUCUUUGAUGCGCAACUUGAAAUUCAGACAGCCAUUCACAAGUGUGGUAUUGGAAAAUGGGAUGAUAGAGAGGAUAACUUUGUGAACAUCUCUGUGAAGGACUUUUCUCAAACGUGUACUACAUUUUUUCAGGUUAUGAUGCGGCAGCUAGACAUGACCGUGAGUUGUUCAUGCAAUAGGCAGUUCCCUGAAAGGUAUAUAAUGCGACGGUGGACCAGGGAAGCUGUUCCUAAUAGUGCCCCUGGAGCGAUAUUAGGGAUUAGCGAAAGUGAUGAUCGGUACCAACAAGUUAAUGGUGCUGUAAGGGAGAUAACAAGGUCAGCCGAGUCUCUUAUUAACAGGUUGGUUCAUAACUUUGAUGCGUUGUGCGCUUUUAGGGACCAUGUUGUCCAGUAUCAAUCGACCGCUGAUCAGGCAGUCGUAAACUCACCCCCUAGGAGUCGUCGCGAUAGGUUUGCUGAAAUAACUGGAUACACGCAAGAAACACCUGUAACUGUUCGCAUGCCGAAAUCCGUUAGAUUUAAAGGUAUGGGUAAACCUUCCAGAAUCAAGAGUAAUCGUGAAAUUGCCAUUAUUCAAUCUGCGAAGAAAAAAAAAGGGUCGUGA